AUGCGCUCCGCCUCAAAAUUCAAGGCGUGCUUCGCCUGCACAAAUGGAAAAAGAAAAUGCGACAAGGUGCAGCCCAUCUGCGGCCGCUGCAAUGAUAGGGAUAUUGAUUGCCGCUAUCCGCCUACCAAGCGGAAGACUUUCCACACAUCUCCGAUUGAACCAAGGUUGGGGAAUCCUGGUACUACGCAAGGAGUCUUGAGUUCGGUGCAAAUAGCUUUUUCUCCUCCGGCUGCUGACUUCGUUGACUUGCAUGAGUGGACGAGAAGCUUGGGUAAUUGGAGUUCUUUGACUUCCACAGAAUUGCAGAAUGAUUCGCCUGCGAAUACCAAUACGACGAGCUCCACGACUCCAUCAAGCCAGGAUGGCACAGAGUUCUUCCUUCGGCCAGACGCCUGGACUGUCCGCCACAUCCCCUUGAAUACCCCUUCGUUUUCGAAUUCAGUCUGUAUGAACUACAUCAGUGGCAUACGUGACUUCUUUACUGAAUGGGUUACCCACUCGCACAGCCCAUUUAUCCACAAUCAGCUCUACUCAGACUCGGGUCUUCCUCCUGCAAUUCAAGAUGCGUUUACUUGCGUCACGUUAUACAAUGCCAAAACACCAGAGAAUGAAACCACCAUAGAAGAGAUUCUUGCCUCCAAAAUGUCUUUCUUACUCGAAUCUCAUCCGGACCCUUCCCAGAGCAGUCAAGACGCCGAUAUUCGUGUGAACCUCACUACUCGCGACCACCUCUCUCGUACCCAGGCUUUAUUCGUACACUUGGUUCUGUCCCUCUUCUCGCCCUCAAUAGGUGCGCGAGCCAACGCCGAGCAACAGAUCCAAAGACUUCUGUCGUGGACGCGUCAGCUCUGGGAAGCAGCUAUUCGUGACCCAGAGAUUGCCCCAGCUAACAGCCACGAUGAAUCGACCGUCGCUAUGGCUUCCACUCACGCUAUUGUCGUCGAUGCCCUAUUUGACAACGACCCAUUGCCACGCAUAUGGCGCUCUUGGGUCUUGUCAGAAAGCGUCCGUCGAAUAUGGCUGAUGGCAACUUCGACCGUCGGAGUAUAUCUCACACUACGCCAGAAAUGGGCUGAAUGCCAUGGAGGCAUCUACUUCACAGCUCGGAGGGAGCUCUGGGAGGCUAGAUCAGCUUCUACUUGGGCGGCAGCGUGUCGAGGAACAGAUCCGUUGUUCGCUUGUAGUCUGGAAUGCGAGAGUCUGUUCUUGACUGCCAAGGCAUCUGAUGUCGACAAGAUGCUUAUUAACAUGUUUACAAUCAUGUGGGGUGUUGAGAGAGUCGAGAAUUGGAUUGCGAGAACAACUGAGCCAGGAGAAGAGUUGCGAGUGUGGAAAGGAGCUGAUCUUCCCAUGGAAAAGGGACGACUGACUGUUGUAUAA
Fusarium sp. VM40 is the source of this 1380-nucleotide messenger RNA. The record is from the annotation of a GenBank genome assembly. Lineage: Eukaryota; Fungi; Ascomycota; Sordariomycetes; Hypocreales; Nectriaceae.